Molecule: messenger RNA, 671 nt
Organism: Paramisgurnus dabryanus
Lineage: Eukaryota; Metazoa; Chordata; Actinopteri; Cypriniformes; Cobitidae
Source: RefSeq, a predicted model, not a curated record
CGCUUACCUGCGCAGGUGGAUGGAGGAGGAGCUCGCGUGACGUCACGGGUGGAUCCGAGUGAAAAACAACGCACGUUGAGGAAAUACAAGCGAUUGGAUUUGAGUCAGAAAUCUUUCAUCAUGUCCUUCGAUCUGAACGCAGCUGUUGGAGGAGAUGAGGUGAAGAAGGCUGAAGCCAACGAGGUGCAGGGGAUAUUUGGAUUUGGGAAAAAGGAUAAAGACAAAAGCAAAGAUAAGAGUGAUUCCAAAGACAAGGGGCAUAAAGACAAGGAGCAUAAAGACAAGGACAAAGGGAAGGACAAAGACAAACACAAGGAGCACAAAGACAAGGACAAGAAGAAGAAAGAUAAAGAGCACAAGAAGAAGAAGGGUGGCCACAGUUCCUCUUCCUCCAGUGAUGAUGACUAAAGCAAGACUGAGGACAUUACACAAUAAAUUAUUAAUGCUUUGUAAUGCAAGUUAUAUAGUGAAGACGAUCUCAACAUCUUGGUUAUGCAGAAAGGAUGAAGACCCUUGAAUGAAGCCAUGGGAUGCACUUCAAAAACCUUCCACAAGAUGGCGGUGCUCACACGUGAAAAUUUCAUUGUCUCAAACUUCAUUUGAAGAUCCAAUGGUAGAUCAUUAUUUUCUGUAAAACCUGCUUGCUGCUUUAAUAAACGUGACUUCUUAAA